Danio rerio (zebrafish) is the source of this 12277-nucleotide messenger RNA. NCBI's taxonomy places the organism in Eukaryota, Metazoa, Chordata, Actinopteri, Cypriniformes, Danionidae. The record is from RefSeq and is a predicted model, not a curated record.
ACAUUAGCUCUUGAGGAUGGACUGUGGGACGGUGAUGUUGUCCCACAUGCGGAUGCUGAGAUGGGUCAUCCUGCUGGCAGGGAUGCAGUCUAUACGAGCAGACUUCAUGGGAGAUUAUGGAGACGGUAUGAAGGACCCUAUGGACUUUACUUGGCUGCCAACAACAACUGUGUCCCCCACUAUGACGACUGUGAUGGUAACAAAAGUUGAACCCAAACCUGAUCAUCAGUCCCGAAUCUGCAGCACAUGGGGAAAUUUCCACUUCAAGACGUUCGAUGGUCAUUUCUUUCAGCUGCCAGACACGUGCAACUACGUUCUGGCGGUGAUGUGUGACGCCGCCAUUUCUGAUUUUAACAUCCAGAUGCAAAGAGACACUGUCAAUGGCUCCAUCUCAUUUGGCUCAGUCAUAGUAAAGCUGGACGGGACAGUCAUCAAAAUCACAGACAGCGGCAUCAUGAUGGACGAUCAAGUGGUGUCUGUUCCGAUCAAUCAGAAGGGAAUUAAAAUAGAAGGAAGCCCAACAAGUAUUAAGAUCUCCAGAUAUGGAAUGACCAUCUUUUGGGAAGAAGACAACUCUAUAGCGAUUGAACUUGCGGAGAAAUAUAAAGGGCUGACAUGUGGACUCUGCGGAAACUACAAUGGCGACAAGGAUGAUGAUAUGCCUGAGAGUGGUCCAGCCACAUGGAAGAUCUCAACACCAACUGAAUCCUGUGAAGACGUUAUACUUCCACCCAAGGAUCAGUGUGACCAGAACACAAUGGUUUGCCAGCAGUACCUCAGCAGUCCAGGGUUUAGUGGCUGUUAUGAUGUGAUGGACAUGAAAAUAUUUGAAAAAGCCUGUGUGAGCGACAUGUGCCAAUGUUACGGCAGCCAUGACUGUCUGUGCAACACGCUAACAGAGAUCUCACGACAAUGCACACAUGCUGGAGGACAACCAGGAACAUGGAGGACAGAACAGCUCUGCCCAAAGAUGUGUCCUAUAAACCUGCAAUACAUGGAGUGUGGAGGUCCGUGUAAGAGCACUUGCUCUGAUCCAACUGCACAUCUAAUGUGUAAAGAUCACUGUGUGGAUGGCUGCUUCUGCCCUGAAGGGACCGUUGAAGACGACAUUGGUCAGGGUGGUUGUGUUCCUGUAAACGAGUGUCCAUGUGUGCAUGAUGGCACAGUAUAUAAAUCAGGAGAGUCUUACCAACAAGCUUGCAAAAAAUGUUUUUGUGCCGCUGGGCACUGGACCUGCACAUACCUGGACUGUCCCGGCACAUGCUCUGUUGUUGGAGGUUCUCACGUCACCACUUUUGAUGGAAAGAGCUUCACCUUCAGCGGGAACUGCGACUACAUCCUCACUAAGCACUCUAACGACAGUGACUUUGCUGUUGUGGGAAAUCUGGCAAAAUGUGAGCCAGCACGAACAGACACAUGUCUUAAUUCAGUUACCCUUGUCAUCUCUGGAACCACUAUUGGUUUUACUUCUGAUGGUGUUGUGACACUGAAUGGAAACAGCCCAUUUAAUCUUCCUGCUGUCAUAGGUCCUGUGAGCAUCUUCCAGCCCUCUUUGUCUUUCAUUAUUGCUGAUUUAAACAGUCUUCGUCUGGAAAUCCAGCUGGCUCCAGUUAUGCAGUUGUACAUUGUAGCAAGCACUGAAGAGAAAGGAAAAAUGACUGGACUGUGUGGAAACUACAAUGAUGUCCAAUCAGAUGACUUUAAAACAGAUUUGGGUAUCACAGAGGGCACAGCGAUAUCUUUUGCCAACUUUUGGAAGAAAACCCCAUAUAGUUGUCCUGAUCUUGAAAACACAUUUGACAACCCCUGUAGCCUGAGUGUGGACACAGAGAAACUUGCUAAAGACUGGUGUUCCCGUCUGACUAACCAAAGUGGAGCCUUUUCUGCAUGUCAUUCAGAAAUAUGCCCAAAGAUUUACUAUGAAAGGUGCGUCUAUGACACCUGCAAGUGUGCAGAUAUCAGGAAGUGCAUCUGUGCGGCUGUGUCCACUUAUGCCCAUGCUUGUGCUGCAAGAGGAAUCAUUCUCCAAGGCUGGAUGGAUUCAGACCCUUGUGAAUCUGAGUGUUCAGAGAACAUGAAGCACUCCUACGGUAUGACUGGCUGUGGCCUCACCUGCCGUUCUCUCAGUGGACAAGAAAACACCUGCCAAGGGUCCUUCACGCCUGUAGAUGGCUGUGUUUGUUCUGAGGGAACCUACCUUAAUGAAGAAGGCAUCUGUGUGCCUGCUGACCAGUGUCCUUGUUACAGCGGUGACCAGGUCACAAAACCUUCGGAAGUAUCCCACGUAGAUGGUCUAACAUGCACCUGUAAACUUGGCAAACUGCACUGCUCCAAUCCUGAAACCUGUGUUGCUCCAAUGGUGCUCUUCAAAUGCUCAAAUUAUGAACCAGGAAAAAAGGGCACAGAGUGUCAGAGAACAUGCCAGAAACAAGACAUUAACAAUUGUGUGAGCACAGGGUGUGUAUCAGGGUGUAUGUGUCCAGAUAACCUUCUGGCUGAUGGACAAGGUGGAUGUGUGGAGAGGGAAAAAUGUCCCUGUGUCCACAAUGGAGUUACCUAUUCAUCUGGAGAACAAGUUCAAGAGGACUGUAACACCUGCACAUGCAGAAAUGGGAUGUGGGAUUGCACGGAAAAAGAGUGUUACGGCACCUGCACCAUCUAUGGUGAAGGUCAUUUCAUGACAUUUGAUGGCAAGAAAUAUUCUUUCCAUGGAGACUGUGAACAAAUCUUAGUCCAUGAUUACUGCAAUACAGACCAGAGUCCAUACUCUUUACGCCUUGUCACAGAGAACAUCCCAUGUGGCACCUCUGGAACCAUUUGCUCCAAGUCCAUCAAUCUUUUCUUUGGGAGAUACAAACUGAUUUUAUCAGAGGAGAAAGAAAUUCAAGUUGUUGAAAGCAAUGGCACAGAUUACCAAUACCAAAUCCAUACUGCUGGGAUAUACAAUGUCAUUGAGGUCAAAGGUCUGUUGAACUUAAUCUGGGACAGUAAAACAAGUGUGAUGCUCCAACUGCAUCCCAAGUUUAAGGGCAAGGUGUGUGGAUUGUGUGGAAACUUUGAUGGUAAUGCUAACAAUGACUUUAUGAAACAUGAUGGAGAAGAAGUCACCGAUCCAGUGGUAUUCGGGAAUAGCUGGAAGUCGAAUCCAGGCUGUCCGGAUGUGAGCAAUGUUAUGAACCCAUGUGAAAAGAAUCCACACCGGAGUGCCUGGGCUAUCAAACAAUGCAGCAUCAUUACAAGCCCUGUCUUUUCAGACUGCCAUUCACGUGUGGACUCUGGCCCAUACUAUGAUGCCUGUGUAAAGGACACCUGUGCAUGCGAUAGCGGGGGUGACUGUGAUUGUUUCUGUACUGCAGUGGCUGCUUAUGCUGCUGAAUGCCGUAAAACCGGUGCUUGCGUAGCAUGGCGAAGCCCAAGUAUUUGUCCUUUAUUCUGUGACUAUUACAACAACCCUCCAAGUGAAUGUGAAUGGCACUAUAAAACCUGCGGAUCGACCUGCAUGAAAACUUGCAGAAACCCAUCAGGAACUUGCUCCAAUCAAAUUCCCCUCCUAGAAGGAUGUUUUCCUCAGUGUCCUUCUGAAAGACCAUUUUUGAGAGAGGACAACAGGAAAUGUGUUACAGAGGCAGAAUGUCUUUCUCUCUGUACUUAUGAUGGCAAGAUAUACACGACUGGAGAUGUGAUGUACGAUACCACAGAUGGGAAUGGUACAUGCUUUACAGCUGUGUGUGGAUCCAAUGGAGAGAUAAUAAGAAGCAUUAAUAAAUGUAUGACAACAACUACACCAUUCACGUUCACAACUCCACCCCAAACACCAACACCUUCAUCACCCGAGACAUAUACUUCUGUUACUGCUGCAACACCUUCGACAGAGAGGCCACCAACAUCCGAAUUGCAAAGGCCAAAAACAACUACUACAACUUCUGGUCCAACAACAAAAACAUCACAAGGAAUUUCUACUGCUGAAACACCAUCUACAGUAUUACCACUUCCAACAUCCACAGCAACUACAACUGCUAGUCUGCCAACUUCAACAUUACCUGGAGUUACCACUGCUGGUACAACUGAAACUACAUCUACAAAAAUGCCAACACAAAAAAAAACAGAAUCCCCAUCAACAGCUAUUACAACUGCAGGACCACCAACAUCUCCUGAAGUUACUACUACUGUUACUGGUGAAACACCAUCUACAGUAGUGCCACCUUCCACAACAAAAAUAGUGCCGUUGACAGAUACCACAACUGUCAGUCCACCAAUACCAACAGCACCACAAAUAUCAACUACUGCUGUUACUGCUGAAACACCAUCUACAGAAAUGCCACUUCACACAACAACAGAAACUCCAUCAACCGUUACUACAAAUGCUGCACCACCAACACCACCAGCAACUAAAGUUACUACUGCUGUUACUGCUGAAACACCAUCCACAGGAACACCACCUUCCACAAAAACAGAAACCCCAUCAAGAGCAACUACAACUGCUGCACCACCAACACCAACGGCUCCUGAAGUUACCACUGCUGUUACUGCUGAAAGACCAUCUACAGGAACACCACCUCCCACAAAAACAGAAACCCCAUCAAUCGCUACUUCAACUGCUGCACCACCAACACCAACAUCUCCUGAAGUUACUACUGCUGUUACUGCUGAAACACCAUCUACAGGAACACCACCUUCAACAAAAACAAAAACCCCAUCAACAGCAACUACAACUGCUGCAUCACCCACACCAACAGCUCCUGAAGUUACCACUGCUGUUACUGCUGAAACACCAUCUACAGAAAUGCCACUUCACACAACAGAAACUCCAUCAACCGUUACUACAACUGCUGCACCACCAACACCAACAGCUCCUGAAGUUACUACUGCUGUUACUGCUGAAACACCAUCCACAGGAACACCACCUUCCACAAAAACAGAAACCCCAUCAAUCGCUACUACAACUGCUGCACCACCAACACCAACAUCUCCUGAAGUUACUACUGCUGUUACUGCUGAAACACCAUCUACAGAAAUGCCACUUCACACAACAGAAAGUCCAUCAACCGUUACUACAACUGCUGCACCACCAACACCAACAGCUCCUGAAGUUACUACUGCUGUUACUGCUGAAACACCAUCCACAGGAACACCACCUUCCACAAAAACAGAAACCCCAUCAACAGCAACUACAACUGCUGCACCACCAACACCACCAGCACCUGAAGUUACUACUGCUGUUACUGCUGAAACACCAUUUACAGGAACACCACCUUCCACAAAAACAGAAACCCCAUCAACAGCAACUACAACUGCUGCACCACCAACACCACCAGCACCUGAAGUUACUACUGCUGUUACUGCUGAAACACCAUCCACAGGAACACCACCUUCCACAAAAACAGUAACCCCAUCAACAGCAACUACAACUGCUGCACCACCCACACCAACAGCUCCUGAAGUUACUACUGCUGUUACUGCUGAAACACCAUCUACAGAAAUGCCACUCCACACAACAACAGAAACUCCAUCAACCGUUACUACAACUGCUGCACCACCCACACCAACAGCUCCUGAAGUUACUACUGCUGUUACUGCUGAAACACCAUCUACAGGAACACCACCUUCAACAAAAACAGAAACCCCAUCAACAGCUACUACAACUGCUGCAGCACCAACACCAAUAUCUCCUGAAGUUACCACUGCUGUUACUGCUGAAACACCAUCCACAGAAACGCCACUUCACACAACAGAAACUCCAUCAACCAUUACUACAACUGCUGCAGCACCAACACCAACAGCUCCUAAAGUUACUACUGCUGUUACUGCUGAAACACCAUCUACAGAAACGCCACUUCACACAACAACAGAAACUCCAUCAACCGCUACUACAACUGCUGCACAACCAACACCAACAGCACCUGAAGUUACUACUGCUGUUACUGCUGAAACACCAUCUACAGGAACACCACCUCCCACAAAAACAGAAACCCCAUCAACUGCAACUACAACUGCUGCACCACCAACACCAACAGCUCCUGAAGUUACUACUGCUGUUACUGCUGAAACACCAUCUACAGAAAUGCCACUUCACACAACAGAAACUCCAUCAACCGUUACUACAACUGCUGCACCACCAACACCAACUGCUCCUGAAGUUACCACUGCUGUUACUGCUGAAACACCAUCUACAGAAAUGCCACUUCACACAACAACAGAGACUCCAUCAACCGUUACUACAACUUCUGCACCACCAACACCAACUGCUCCUGAAGUUACCACUGCUGUUACUGCUGAAACACCAUCUACAGAAAUGCCACUUCACACAACAGAAACUCCAUCAACCGUUACUACAACUGCUGCACCACCAACACCAACAGCUCCUGAAGUUACUACUGCUGUUACUGCUGAAACACCAUCUACAGGAACACCACCUUCCACAAAAACAGAAACCCCAUCAAUCGCUACUUCAACUGCUGCACCACCAACACCACCAGCACCUGAAGUUACUACUGCUGUUACUGCUGAAACACCAUCUACAGGAACACCACCUUCAACAAAAACAGAAACCCCAUCAACAGCAACUACAACUGCUGCACCACCAACACCAACAGCUCCUGAAGUUACCACUGCUGUUACUGCUGAAACACCAUCUACAGAAAUGCCACUUCAGACAACAGAAACUCCAUCAACCGUUACUACAACUGCUGCACCACCAACACCAACAGCUCCUGAAGUUACUACUGCUGUUACUGUUGAAACACCAUCUACAGAAAUGCCACUUCACACAACAACAGAAACUCCAUCAACCGUUACUACAACAGCUGCACAACCAACACGAACAGCUCCUGAAGUUACUACUGCUGUUACUGCUGAAACACCAUCUACAGGAACACCACCUCCCACAAAAACAGAAACCCCAUCAACUGCAACUACAACUGCUGCACCACCAACACCAACAUCUCCUGAAGUUACUACUGCUGUUACUGCUGAAACACCAUCUACAGGAACACCACCUUCCACAACAACAGAAACCCCAUCAAUCGCUACUUCAACUGCUGCACCACCAACACCAACAGCUCCUGAAGUUACUACUGCUGUUACUGCUGAAACACCAUCCACAGGAACACCACCUUCCACAAAAACAGAAACCCCAUCAAUUGCUACUACAACUUCUGCACCACCAACACCAACUGCUCCUGAAGUUACCACUGCUGUUACUGCUGAAACACCAUCUACAGAAAUGCCACUUCACACAACAGAAACUCCAUCAACCGUUACUACAACUGCUGCAUCACCAACACCAACAGCUCCUGAAGUUACUACUGCUGUUACUGCUGAAACACCAUCUACAGGAACACCACCUUCCACAACAACAGAAACCCCAUCAAUCGCUACUUCAACUGCUGCACAACUAACACCAACAUCCCCUGAAGUUACUACUGCUGUUACUGCUGAAACACCAUCUACAGGAACACCACCUUCAACAAAAACAGAAACCCCAUCAACAGCAACUACAUCUGCUGCACCACCAACACCCCCAGCACCUGAAGUUACUACUGCUGUUACUGCUGAAACAUCAUCCACAGGAACACCACCUUCCACAAAAACAGAAACCCCAUCAACAGCAACUACAACUGCUGCACCACCAACACCACCAGCACCUGAAGUUACUACUGCUGUUACUGCUGAAACACCAUCUACAGGAACACCACCUUCAACAAAAACAGAAACCCCAUCAACAGCAACUACAACUGCUGCACCACCAACACCAACAGCUCCUGAAGUUACCACUGCUGUUACUGCUGAAACACCAUCUACAGAAAUGCCACUUCACACAACAGAAACUCCAUCAACCGUUACUACAACUGCUGCACCACCAACACCAACUGCUCCUGAAGUUACCACUGCUGUUACUGCUGAAACACCAUCUACAGAAAUGCCACUUCACACAACAACAGAGACUCCAUCAACCGUUACUACAACUUCUGCACCACCAACACCAACUGCUCCUGAAGUUACCACUGCUGUUACUGCUGAAACACCAUCUACAGAAAUGCCACUUCACACAACAGAAACUCCAUCAACCGUUACUACAACUGCUGCACCACCAACACCAACAGCUCCUGAAGUUACUACUGCUGUUACUGCUGAAACACCAUCUACAGGAACACCACCUUCCACAAAAACAGAAACCCCAUCAAUCGCUACUUCAACUGCUGCACCACCAACACCACCAGCACCUGAAGUUACUACUGCUGUUACUGCUGAAACACCAUCUACAGGAACACCACCUUCAACAAAAACAGAAACCCCAUCAACAGCAACUACAACUGCUGCACCACCAACACCAACAGCUCCUGAAGUUACCACUGCUGUUACUGCUGAAACACCAUCUACAGAAAUGCCACUUCAGACAACAGAAACUCCAUCAACCGUUACUACAACUGCUGCACCACCAACACCAACAGCUCCUGAAGUUACUACUGCUGUUACUGUUGAAACACCAUCUACAGAAAUGCCACUUCACACAACAACAGAAACUCCAUCAACCGUUACUACAACAGCUGCACAACCAACACGAACAGCUCCUGAAGUUACUACUGCUGUUACUGCUGAAACACCAUCUACAGGAACACCACCUCCCACAAAAACAGAAACCCCAUCAACUGCAACUACAACUGCUGCACCACCAACACCAACAUCUCCUGAAGUUACUACUGCUGUUACUGCUGAAACACCAUCUACAGGAACACCACCUUCCACAACAACAGAAACCCCAUCAAUCGCUACUUCAACUGCUGCACCACCAACACCAACAGCUCCUGAAGUUACUACUGCUGUUACUGCUGAAACACCAUCCACAGGAACACCACCUUCCACAAAAACAGAAACCCCAUCAAUUGCUACUACAACUUCUGCACCACCAACACCAACUGCUCCUGAAGUUACUACUGCUGUUACUGCUGAAACACCAUCUACAGGAACACCACCUUCAACAAAAACAGAAACCCCAUCAACAGCAACUACAACUGCUGCACCACCAACACCAACAGCUCCUGAAGUUACCACUGCUGUUACUGCUGAAACACCAUCUACAGAAAUGCCACUUCACACAACAGAAACUCCAUCAACCGUUACUACAACUGCUGCACCACCAACACCAACUGCUCCUGAAGUUACCACUGCUGUUACUGCUGAAACACCAUCUACAGAAAUGCCACUUCACACAACAACAGAGACUCCAUCAACCGUUACUACAACUUCUGCACCACCAACACCAACUGCUCCUGAAGUUACCACUGCUGUUACUGCUGAAACACCAUCUACAGAAAUGCCACUUCACACAACAGAAACUCCAUCAACCGUUACUACAACUGCUGCACCACCAACACCAACAGCUCCUGAAGUUACUACUGCUGUUACUGCUGAAACACCAUCUACAGGAACACCACCUUCCACAAAAACAGAAACCCCAUCAAUCGCUACUUCAACUGCUGCACCACCAACACCACCAGCACCUGAAGUUACUACUGCUGUUACUGCUGAAACACCAUCUACAGGAACACCACCUUCAACAAAAACAGAAACCCCAUCAACAGCAACUACAACUGCUGCACCACCAACACCAACAGCUCCUGAAGUUACCACUGCUGUUACUGCUGAAACACCAUCUACAGAAAUGCCACUUCAGACAACAGAAACUCCAUCAACCGUUACUACAACUGCUGCACCACCAACACCAACAGCUCCUGAAGUUACUACUGCUGUUACUGUUGAAACACCAUCUACAGAAAUGCCACUUCACACAACAACAGAAACUCCAUCAACCGUUACUACAACAGCUGCACAACCAACACGAACAGCUCCUGAAGUUACUACUGCUGUUACUGCUGAAACACCAUCUACAGGAACACCACCUCCCACAAAAACAGAAACCCCAUCAACUGCAACUACAACUGCUGCACCACCAACACCAACAUCUCCUGAAGUUACUACUGCUGUUACUGCUGAAACACCAUCUACAGGAACACCACCUUCCACAACAACAGAAACCCCAUCAAUCGCUACUUCAACUGCUGCACCACCAACACCAACAGCUCCUGAAGUUACUACUGCUGUUACUGCUGAAACACCAUCCACAGGAACACCACCUUCCACAAAAACAGAAACCCCAUCAAUUGCUACUACAACUUCUGCACCACCAACACCAACUGCUCCUGAAGUUACCACUGCUGUUACUGCUGAAACACCAUCUACAGAAAUGCCACUUCACACAACAGAAACUCCAUCAACCGUUACUACAACUGCUGCAUCACCAACACCAACAGCUCCUGAAGUUACUACUGCUGUUACUGCUGAAACACCAUCUACAGGAACACCACCUUCCACAACAACAGAAACCCCAUCAAUCGCUACUUCAACUGCUGCACAACUAACACCAACAUCCCCUGAAGUUACUACUGCUGUUACUGCUGAAACACCAUCUACAGGAACACCACCUUCAACAAAAACAGAAACCCCAUCAACAGCAACUACAUCUGCUGCACCACCAACACCCCCAGCACCUGAAGUUACUACUGCUGUUACUGCUGAAACAUCAUCCACAGGAACACCACCUUCCACAAAAACAGAAACCCCAUCAACAGCAACUACAACUGCUGCACCACCAACACCACCAGCACCUGAAGUUACUACUGCUGUUACUGCUGAAACACCAUCUACAGGAACACCACCUUCAACAAAAACAGAAACCCCAUCAACAGCAACUACAACUGCUGCACCACCAACACCAACAGCUCCUGAAGUUACCACUGCUGUUACUGCUGAAACACCAUCUACAGAAAUGCCACUUCACACAACAGAAACUCCAUCAACCGUUACUACAACUGCUGCACCACCAACACCAACUGCUCCUGAAGUUACCACUGCUGUUACUGCUGAAACACCAUCUACAGAAAUGCCACUUCACACAACAACAGAGACUCCAUCAACCGUUACUACAACUUCUGCACCACCAACACCAACUGCUCCUGAAGUUACCACUGCUGUUACUGCUGAAACACCAUCUACAGAAAUGCCACUUCACACAACAGAAACUCCAUCAACCGUUACUACAACUGCUGCACCACCAACACCAACAGCUCCUGAAGUUACUACUGCUGUUACUGCUGAAACACCAUCUACAGGAACACCACCUUCCACAAAAACAGAAACCCCAUCAAUCGCUACUUCAACUGCUGCACCACCAACACCACCAGCACCUGAAGUUACUACUGCUGUUACUGCUGAAACACCAUCUACAGGAACACCACCUUCAACAAAAACAGAAACCCCAUCAACAGCAACUACAACUGCUGCACCACCAACACCAACAGCUCCUGAAGUUACCACUGCUGUUACUGCUGAAACACCAUCUACAGAAAUGCCACUUCAGACAACAGAAACUCCAUCAACCGUUACUACAACUGCUGCACCACCAACACCAACAGCUCCUGAAGUUACUACUGCUGUUACUGUUGAAACACCAUCUACAGAAAUGCCACUUCACACAACAACAGAAACUCCAUCAACCGUUACUACAACAGCUGCACAACCAACACGAACAGCUCCUGAAGUUACUACUGCUGUUACUGCUGAAACACCAUCUACAGGAACACCACCUCCCACAAAAACAGAAACCCCAUCAACUGCAACUACAACUGCUGCACCACCAACACCAACAUCUCCUGAAGUUACUACUGCUGUUACUGCUGAAACACCAUCUACAGGAACACCACCUUCCACAACAACAGAAACCCCAUCAAUCGCUACUUCAACUGCUGCACCACCAACACCAACAGCUCCUGAAGUUACUACUGCUGUUACUGCUGAAACACCAUCCACAGGAACACCACCUUCCACAAAAACAGAAACCCCAUCAAUUGCUACUACAACUUCUGCACCACCAACACCAACUGCUCCUGAAGUUACCACUGCUGUUACUGCUGAAACACCAUCUACAGAAAUGCCACUUCACACAACAGAAACUCCAUCAACCGUUACUACAACUGCUGCAUCACCAACACCAACAGCUCCUGAAGUUACUACUGCUGUUACUGCUGAAACACCAUCUACAGGAACACCACCUUCCACAACAACAGAAACCCCAUCAAUCGCUACUUCAACUGCUGCACAACUAACACCAACAUCCCCUGAAGUUACUACUGCUGUUACUGCUGAAACACCAUCUACAGACAACAGAAACUCCAUCAACCGUUACUACAACUGCUGCACCACCAACACCAACAGCUCCUGA